AUGUACAACUUUGUUAAAGAAGAAGCACUUCCAUCUUCGAACCAGGACUCUCCAUACUAUUCUAAUUUGCCAUCACCUGGAUCUAAACCGAUAGACAGUCUUAUAUUUUACUUCAAAUGCUGGAAAAAGUUUAUUAAAUCGUUGAUUUACUAUUUGAAGGAAGUCGCGCUUGUCAAGGAGUUCACCUCCAAGAUCAACCUUCAGCUUAUCAACUCGGUGUUGUUCCCAGGAGCCAUGAACUUACCCUUGAAGUAUAUGACCGAAGUAUCCUCAUCCAUAUCGACACCUCCGAAAGAAGUUAAAAAGACAUUGUCCGGGAACUCGCUAGUGUCGAUGGGACAAGGUAACCACUCGUCCUCAGACUUGACUCCCAAUCAAUCUAGACCACACCUCUUCAAGACCAAAUCAAACCAAUCUUUCUUGAAGCCCAAGAGCCACCUUCAGCUGACCCACAGCACAACUUGGAGUUCCGGAACAUCCCCCCAGAAGGAUGGUGGAGCAAUUACUCCUGUAUCCACGAACUCAAGCACCGCUAACAAUAACGGACACCACAAGAACUUAUCACUUGGUUCUUUGACUUCGUUUAGUGGUGAAAGAAAGGACAAACAGCUGUACAACGCCAAUGGCUCUUCGGGAAAUCCCUCUGCACACUCUCACGCUACCGAUGAAGUACAACAACCUAGGGGAAAGCUUUAUGACAACGAUAUCCAAGUGCCCAAAAACUUCUUCAACCCUGAAACUUCACUUUUCCCAAACCUCCCUAACCUUCUUGUCGAUGACCAUUUCCAUGCGUACCAAGGAGAAUUGAAGACAUUCAAAGAAAUAAACUCCAAAUUGGUCGGUAGAUUAGAGAGUUUGCUAAAGAACUUGACAAUUAAAAUCAAAGAAAUUAAAUCCUCACUUAGAAAUGAUAGCUUUGCCAAUCAAAACUUGGUUAAGGAGAUAAGUGACACAGGUAGAAUCUUAAAUAAUUACAUGACGUCGGUGGAAAGGUAUAGCAGAGCUGAUAAACCGGUUUUAAAGAGGAUCGUCACUGAAGAUGGUAACGAUGAUGAAGAGGAAAUGGGUGUCUUGGAUGACCCCUUCCUCUUGAAGUUGCGAGUCGAUUAUCAAUUGAAGACUCAACUAGUGCAAGAAAAUUAUGGAUUUGCCGCUUAUUUGAAUUUACAAAACAUUGCCAGGGAUCUUUCGAACUAUAUAUUGAAGGAUUUGAAGAUUAUAACUAAUAAGUUUGGGAAAUUAAUCGAUCAGGAGUCUUGCUACAAUGACCAAUCUGUCAGUGCAUUGUACAAUCAGCUAGUGAAGGUGACAUCAGGUUCAAAACCUGAAGAUGAAUGGAAUUACUUUAUUGCUCACAACGCUAAUUUCAUCAAUACCCAACCUAAUAUACCUGGUGCUUCCAAUCCAUAUAGACAUGCUAGAUCCUUUAAUAGCUUGGUAAUCCCAUAUUCCAAUUCUGUUCACAACAAAUGCAUAAGAAAUGGAAUGAUCUACAAAAAGCUGAAGAUCUUGAAAAAUUAUAACGCAUUUUACUAUAUUUUGACCUGCAACUAUUUGCAUGAGUAUAAGGUUCCAGAUUCGUCUGGUGGCGAUGGAACUAAGAAGGAUGGCAAGAGUGAAAAGAAGAAACAUGAAGCAAAGAAUAAAAUUGGUGGACUUAUUGGACCAUUCGAUGUUCCUGAGAAAUCAUAUAAUUUGAAUGAUUAUAUUUUGAAGAUCAAAAAUGAUGAUAAAUUUAUAUUGCAGCUGAUCUCCAAUAAGUCUAAAAAGUUUAUCUUCAAAUGUUCAUGUGAACAAGAAUUUAACAAUUGGUGGACUGAUUUACUGGAAGUAUUGAAAUUUGGCCCUAGACACUUAGAACGUUUUGAAUUUGUUGAGUCGAAGAUAUUGAAGGUAAAACAAUCCAGAACAACAACUAAGUCAGGAACAAGAAGUGGCACAAAUUCUGGAGUUGGAUCCGUCAAUGUAUCUCCAGUUGUUACGCCACCAGCUAAAAUGACUCUAAACUUGGGAGGUCUCAACAAUAAUACCGCAUUGAAUGCGAUGUACACUCCGUGUAUUGUUACGCCACAGCCGUUAGAUUCUCAUGGGCGUAAGAUUGAGGAAAAGAACCCAUUUGAAACUACCUUCUUUGAAGAUGGUAGUCAUAGUGCAACUGUACCUACCACUCCAGAUGGUGUAGCUAGUUUAAAUAACUCACAGAAGUCGCACUACUCACCUGCAAAUUCACCUUUACAAAGUCCAACUAUCAAUACUUCAUAUAUUCUUGGCGGUGCUAUGUCGCCUAAUGGAAGUAGUGGAAGCAGCUCUGGAGCUGCAGGUGUUCCCGUGGCAGAUAACCAAGCAAGUGGAGUCAUUGCAGCCCACGAGAAUUACCUUCAAAUUCAACAACAAUAUUUAAGGCAACAGCAAGACUUACUUAACGAGAGGAUCAAGGCUAAUGAAGAAGAACAACAACAUAUUCCAGAAUUGCAUAGAGCAUCGUCUUCGAGUUCAUUAAAUUCAAUUAUGCCACCACAGUCAAACAUCAACACCUUGUUGAACAACUUUCAACUCCCAAAGCCAGAAAGAAAUGAAUUACAAAGAAAUGAAUUACAACCAACGGAAAGUGCUAGUUCGAUUCCAACUGUUUUUGUCAGUUCUGACCACUAG
This is a messenger RNA of Dujonia railenensis, 2652 nucleotides long. NCBI's taxonomy places the organism in Eukaryota, Fungi, Ascomycota, Pichiomycetes, Serinales, Debaryomycetaceae. The record is from the annotation of a GenBank genome assembly.